CCGACGUCGUCGUCAUGUGGCGAUGUUGUAAUUAAUAAUUUGUUAUGUAAAUCCAAAAAAAAAAUCACUAUUUCUGAUGAUUAUGUAUGAACACCACACCUGCACAAAAUUCUAAAUUCAAACACAAUUUCCAUACAAUCACACAAUUUUUCUUCUUCUUCUUCUUCUUUAAUUUGUAAUUUACAACCAAAAAAGAAAAUUAGGGUUUAUACUAUCAACUACCUCACCGGCUCUGCUUCUGGUUUAUGCUUGUGAUUCUCCUCCGAAAAUUAACCUCAACCAGUAAAAAUGACUGAUUCCAAGGAGAAAGACGACGCUGGACAAGAAGUUUUGGAAAAUGAAACUCAGACUGAUACUGUUAACAAUGUUACAACCAACCCAGACUUCAUUUUGCUCAAUCCAACUUCAACCAGAGAUCAAAACCAACGUACCCAACCCAAUAAGCAACCACAGGAUGAAGAAAACACUCUCCCAAUCACUCACUCCCAUGUUCCACUUCCACCCAAAACUGAAGCUUCUGAAGUGCCUCAUACUGAAACCACUGAUGUCUUUCACCAACCUGGAACUGCAAUUCAGGAUGAGCCUGUCUUUUCUCUUUCUGGAGAUAUGAAACUUGAAGGUGGAAAUGGUGGAGAUGGAGAAGAGAAGAAGACUAAUGUCGAUGAAAAGGAUAUUAUAGCUGAAGCCACUGAUAAUGGAAACCCAACCUCAAAACACUCUUUUCUUUUAGACGACCACAUGUAUGAAGGAAACGAAUCAGGGACAGAAGAGGACCAGUCAAAUUUUAUGAAGGAGCUAGAAAAUUUCUUUAGAGAGAGGGCCAUGGAAUUCAAACCUCCCAAGUUCUAUGGAGAGGGUCUAAACUGCCUCAAGCUUUGGAGAGCUGUGACUAGAUUGGGUGGUUAUGACAAGGUGACUACAUGUAAGUUGUGGCGGCAAGUGGGGGAGUCCUUUAAACCCCCAAAGACAUGCACAACAGUUUCUUGGACAUUUCGAGGUUUUUAUGAAAAGGCACUUCUGGAUUAUGAAAGGCAUAAAACACGUGGAGGUGAGCUUAGUGUACCUGUUUCUUCCCACACAGAGCCUAUCAUUGUUGAUACUCAGGCUUCAGGUUCAGGUAGAGCACGAAGGGAUGCUGCGGCCCGUGCUAUGCAAGGUUGGCACUCACAGCGUCUUCUUGGUAAUGGUGAAGUCAGUGACCCCAUUAUUAAAGAUAAAAGUUCUAUGUCCAUGCAGAAGCGUGAAAAACAACUUAAAAAUAUAGGUUUACUUAAACGUAAGAAACCUCCUUACACCGAUGUGGUAAAAGCAGCGCGCACUAAAGCAUCAAAGUCACAGUUGGACAUUGCAGUGGUUGAUGUUGGACCUCCAGCUGAAUGGGUGAAGAUCAAUGUGCAAAGAACUAAAGAUUGCUACGAGGUGUAUGCAUUAGUUCCAGGACUUCUACGUGAGGAGGUGCGAGUCCAAUCUGAUCCUGCUGGACGAUUGGUUAUAAGCGGUGAACCCGAGCAUCCUGACAAUCCGUGGGGUGUGACACCUUUCAAGAAGGUUGUGAGCCUGCCAUCAAGAAUCGACCCGCACCAAACAUCAGCAGUGGUCACUCUGCACGGGCAGUUGUUUGUUCGCGUUCCGUUUGAGCUGUCAGAGUAACAAUGUACAAGAAUGGAUUGUUCCUCACCAGUGCCUUCUCACUGCUCUCCAUUUUUUUGUUCCUUCUCUCCGCCGCUAAUACCAAAGUCUAAAGUAGAAACAGGAGGAGGUUGAGCAUGUUGCUGUAGUAAACCUAAACCUCGACCCAGGUGUAGUUUAGUGUAGGCCUUAACUGUACUAUGUAGUUCAACUUCAAUCAUGUACUUGUUCACAUUUUAACUUAGUUUUUGAAACUUGUACAUUAUUUUGUUUUUCACUAGAUUCGUAUAGAUGUUUACAAGUGAGAAAAUGCCUUUCUUCUGGAACACUAUUUGAUGAUAUGGGAUUGUGUCCAUUGUGUUGAA
This is a messenger RNA of Humulus lupulus (European hop), 1994 nucleotides long. Its product is annotated as AT-rich interactive domain-containing protein 3-like. The record is from RefSeq and is a predicted model, not a curated record. Gene Ontology annotation, cellular component: nucleus. Gene Ontology annotation, molecular function: DNA binding. The transcript has 13 exons. Lineage: Eukaryota; Viridiplantae; Streptophyta; Magnoliopsida; Rosales; Cannabaceae. Gene Ontology annotation, biological process: regulation of transcription by RNA polymerase II. Bases 289 to 1650 code for a protein of 453 amino acids.